This is a messenger RNA of Spea bombifrons (plains spadefoot toad), 1960 nucleotides long. It is a transcript of the gene GPNMB, whose product is annotated as glycoprotein nmb. Gene Ontology annotation, biological process: cell adhesion. The transcript is spliced from 11 exons. Bases 113 to 1864 code for a protein of 583 amino acids. Gene Ontology annotation, molecular function: integrin binding. NCBI's taxonomy places the organism in Eukaryota, Metazoa, Chordata, Amphibia, Anura, Pelobatidae. The record is from RefSeq and is a predicted model, not a curated record.
AUCAGGAGAAGGGAUGGGAGAACCUGAUUUUUGUUGGCUUCAGCUGUGAGGUGCAUAUCUCUGCUUUAAAUUCUGGUGCACUGACUUCUUGGAAUCCCACUCUCUUGGCAGAAUGAAGGCUAUGGGGCUGGGGAGUGUAGUGGCUCUCAUUCUGUGUCUUGGCUCAGGAAUCCAGGCGGUAACGCGUUAUCAGGAUGUGAUGGUUCUUGGAAGCCGGUCUGGCCAUACGGGAAAUCAUAACCAGAUUCGUGGCUGGUCUCCUGGCAGUAACUCUUGGGAUGAGAUGCUCUAUCCUGCCUGGAAAGCUGGAGAUUCCAGAUGGGAGAACUGCUGGAAAGGUGGAAAGGUGGUGGCUCUCUUGACCAGUAACAGCCCAGCGCUGAUAGGGUCAAAUGUUACCUUUGCUGUGACACUACAGUUUCCCAGAUGCCAGAGAGCUAAUGAUGAUGGGGACAUAGUGUAUGACAGAAGAUGCAGAAAUGAUACCGCCAACUACCAAGACCAAUAUGUAUAUAACUGGACAAAGUGGGUAGAUUACUGUGAUCAAGGGAACUGCAGCUUUAUCAGCAAGUUUCCAGAUGGCCGACCUUUCCCACAACGUCAUGACUGGAGAAGGAGGAACUUUGUUUACGUUUUCCAUACACUGGGUCAGUACUACCAACAACUCGGAGGACCAUGGACAACUCUGUCCCUUAAUACUACAAAUAUCACAGCUGGUACGCAGAUGAUGGAAGUGUCUGUCUAUAGAAGAGGGCACAGAAGAUGUUAUCCAGUUGCUAAAGCAAGUGACAUUUACGUUGUGACAGAUGAAAUUCCUUUCUAUGUGAACAUUUCUCAGAAGAAUGACCGCAGCUCAUCAGACAAGAUCUUCAUUAAGGAUUCUCCUAUUAAAUUUGAUGUCCAGCUUCACGAUCCUAGCCAUUACCUUGAUGAUGCAGUGGUGACCUUCAAUUGGAGCUUUGGUGAUGGAAAUGGGUCUCUCAUUUCUAAUGAUCCAGAUAUAAAACAUACAUAUAACGUACUUGGAAAUUACAGCCUUAAACUAACUGUGAAAGCAGCCAUUCCUGGACCCUGUAAUCCUGUCACGCCUACUCCGCUUGUACCCACAACACACUCUACUUCCACUGCCCACACAACAAGCAACAGCACUAGUAAUGGUACAGAGUUUCCUCCUGCAGACACUACAUUUCCAUUCACCACUGAAGGUCCCAAUCUGACAACUUACUCUACUCUAACUACUACGCCAGUGCCAACAGAAGCUCCUGGAUGCUUCAUCUACAGAUAUGGGCAUUACGAAACAAAUCUUACCAUUGUAGAUGGUAUUCUUGAUGUGAACAUCAUUCAGAUGACUGAUGUUCAAGUAUCGGCAUCUCUAGCACAAGAUUCUUUCAUAGACUUUGUUGUGUCCUGCCAAGGAAGUUUACCUAAAGAUGCCUGCACAGUUAUUUCAGACUACACGUGCAUGGUGCCGCAGGGCAUGGUCUGUGAUAAGGUAAAUGCUUCAGACCAGUGCUUGGUGACCCUCCGACGAUCAUUUGCUGAACCAGGAACCUACUGUGUAAAUAUCACACUGAGAGAUGAUGCAAGUGUGGCUCUUGCAAGCACCUUGGUAUCUGUAAAUGGAUUCAGACCACAAAGAAACAUAGAGGCAAUUCUUAUUCCUCUAGGCUUGGUUGUCAUUGUAGCAGCAGUAAUUGGUGCCAUUCUCUUCAAGAAAUACAAGGAAUACAAACCAAUUGGGAACGCUGCAGAUCAACAUGCUGAUGAAGGAAUACGUGUGUACUUCAAUCAAAUUAAAUCUGGUCUCUUUAAGGAAAACGCUGAGAAUGACCCUCUCCUGAAAAACAAAGCUAGGAUUAUAUAAUGUCUGUCCUGGUAUACCUGUGCUAAAGUAAAACUACUGAAGGUGUCAGUCUGGAUUGUGUGCGGUUUUAUUAAAGUGACUUUUCUUUAAAUCAUA